GACCGCGUUAGGGUUUAAUGCCUCUCAUUCUCUCUUCUUCUUCUUCCUCUUUAGCAGAAGCCGAAAAGCCUCUGCGCCUCAAACCCCCAAACCCCAAACCUCUAAACGUCACCGUUUCAGAGCUGACAAACGAUAAAACCAUAACAAUAACCCAGAAAGUUCAACUGCUCUUUGAAACACCAAUUUUGAGCUCCAAAUGACUGGGAGCUUAGUCGCUAGCUUGGGAUCCGAAAUCCAACCGGGCGGGCACUCGGAUCAUUCAGAUCCUCUAUCUAAUGGUUCAUCCGCUGUGUUGAAUAGAAGAAUCGAGUUCCACCCGGCGAGGAAGGCCUUCAAGGGCUUCAGCAAUGGCGGCGGCGAUUUCCGGCUCGAGACUCUGAACCCCAGCGGCAGUUCGGAGCAGCGGCGUUCCACGUCGAGCCCGGCUCAGUCAGGUUUGACUGGAAAGAAAGGAGAUGGGUCCGAGUUCUUGGAAAAUGGGUUGGAUCCUGAGCUCAGCUUCGGGAUUACCGUGCGCAGAAUUGGUGCUGGUCUGCAAAACCUUGGAAACACUUGCUUUCUCAAUUCAGUGUUGCAGUGCCUAACUUACACAGAGCCUUUAGCAGCAUACCUGCAAAGUAGCAAGCAUCAAAAUUCUUGCCAUAUUGCUGGAUUUUGUGUUUUAUGCGCCAUCCAGAAACAUGUUAGCUGUGCUCUACAAUCAACUGGGAGAAUAUUAGCACCUAACGAUUUUGUCAGGAACUUGCAGUGCAUAUCUCGGAAUUUUCGAAAAGCUAGACAGGAGGAUGCGCACGAGUACAUGGUAAACUUGCUGGAAUCAAUGCAUAAAUGCUGCUUACCUUCUGGAGUGCCUACUGAAUCCCCUAGUGCGUAUGAGAAAAGUUUGGUACACAAGAUUUUUGGAGGUCGCCUCAGGAGCCAGGUUAAAUGCUUGCAAUGUUCUUAUUGCUCCAAUACUUUUGAUCCAUUCUUAGAUUUAAGCCUUGAAAUAUUCAAGGCAGAUUCCUUGCAUAAAGCACUGGCGAACUUCACUGCUGCGGAGCAGUUAGAUGGAGGAGAAAGGCAAUACCAGUGCCAACAUUGCAAGCAGAAAGUUAGGGCUCUCAAACAGCUCACUGUUCACAAGGCACCAUAUGUCCUAACCAUCCAUUUGAAGCGGUUUCAUUCUCAUGAUCCUGGGCAAAAGAUUAAGAAGAAAGUUCACUUUGGUACUACAUUAGAUUUGAAACCCUUUGUCAGUGGUUCCUAUCAGGAGGGAGAUCUGAAAUAUACUCUUUAUGGAGUUUUGGUUCACGAUGGUUGGAACACCCAUUAUGGCCAUUAUACUUGCUUUGUUCGCACUUCAAAUGGCUUUUGGUACUAUCUCAAUGACAAUCAGGUUUCCCCAGCCAGUGAGAAGAGGGUUUUAGAACAGCAAGCUUACAUGUUGUUUUAUGUUCGUGAUAGAAGAAAUGUUGUUCCAAGGAAAAUGCCCGCUGAUGUUGCUCAGAAAGAGAACUUUAAAGCUACUGCUAAUGGAAAUAGAAUAUCUUCCACUUUCAAUCAAGGUUUAAAGGAGACGGUUAAAAAUGGUCCAGUAGAGAAUCAGUUAAGUGGUGCAACCUCUGCGACUGCUGUUACUCGAAAAGAUGCAUCAAAUAUUGGUCCAUCAAUGGCACCCCUUAUGAAGGAAGCAUUGGUUAUAAAAAGAAAUAGCCUGGUAAUGACAGAAUGCUCGGUGGUGAAAAAGGAUUCUGAAUCAGAACCUUUCUCAAAGGUGCCAUUAUCAAACAACCCGCUGGAAGGGCUUCCUGUUACUAAUACAAAAUCAAUAGAAGUCAUAUCACCAUCAGCUCCAUCUAGUAAUGGUGAUGCUUCCAAUCUUGAAAAUAUAACUGAAGGCAAAAUUAGUGACGACAAUGAGAACAGAAGUUCAAAGAAAGACUUGAGAGUCUCAGUUGCAACAUCACCUAACUUCGAUGACCCCCAAAACUCUUCUACUUCUAAACUUGCGAUAGAUGAGACCUCUCAAAAGGUUGGACAUACACCCAAGGAAAUUGCUGUUGGGAAUUCGCUGGUUGUGGAUGCUGGUGGUAGGGUUCAAAAAAUUGUACUUGAUGAGUCCGUAAAAUUAUUUAGCUCAUCAAUCAUGCCAAAUGGAUUACAGACAGAAGCUCAUGAUUGCAAGCGCCACAGAAAACUUAAAAAGAGGGCUCUGAAGUGUCAGGUGGCAAGCAUGCAGCUUCACUCACGCUUCCUUUUCCAGGCAUCCUUAAGUUUGCGGAAGAAGAAGAAACGAAAAAGAAACAGAAGGCAUAUUUUGGACGUAAAGAAUCUUAGCAGAGAACACUUGUUGGAUGGAGACUGCAUCUCAGCAGAUAUGGGGCCAUCUACAUCUGAGAGUAUCCGGACAAUGCCAUUAGAUUUAACUCCACCUCUGAGAAAAGGAACUAAAUCUGGUUCAAAAAAAGGAGCUAAAAAUGCUGCUGCAAAGGGUUUAGUAAACUCUAAUGGUGAUUGCUUGAUGGAUAAUAUGAUAGACGGUGAAUUUAGACACAGAAUUGAUCAGAAUGGAACUGUGCUUGCAAGGGAUAAGCCAUUGGAAAAGAGUUCUGACUCUAUCUCUAGCUCUAGCUUGUUAGCAGACCAGUUGGAUGCAGGAAGACCCAAUGGUCCAAAAGAUAGCAAAAGAGAAGUAGUCCAGAAUGGUUUGAUGAGUAUGCUUACCCGGGGUCUGGAGGAGACAGGGGUUGCUCGUUGGGAUGGUAUAGAGUUGCCUUCAUGUCAGAUUCCAUUAUCAAAUGAUGUGGAGCGUAGCAGCAUCGGUUACAUACCAGAUGAAUGGGAUGAAGAAUAUGACAGGGGAAAGAGAAAGAAGGUAAGGCUCUCCCAGCAUACUUUUGGUGGACCAAAUCUUUUCCAAGAAAUUGCAAUGAAGAAAACUCAAUUUAAGAAGUCUAAGGUGGACCGAGCUAGAUCUGGAAAUCAGCCAUUCAGGAUAUGAAGAAACUAGAUUCACGUCACUGGAGUAUAUGCUUCACUUAUUGUUGUAUUGUUCAACUGAAAUUUUGAGGGGGGAGAGUGCUAGACUGAUCUUUUCUUUUCUGAUUUUUUGCUGUGGAGAGGGAGGGUUGGGGGGUUUUGUAUUUGCCUUGUUCCUGUUGGAACUCAUGUUAGAAAAUUGUAUUGGCUGAACAAUUAAUCUUAUGUUUGAGCAAGCUCGUUUCCUAAUAAAACUAUAAUUAACCAA
Messenger RNA from Alnus glutinosa, 3229 nucleotides. RefSeq names its product ubiquitin carboxyl-terminal hydrolase 23. Gene Ontology annotation, molecular function: cysteine-type deubiquitinase activity; cysteine-type endopeptidase activity. Gene Ontology annotation, biological process: protein deubiquitination. Bases 197 to 2983 code for a protein of 928 amino acids. Lineage: Eukaryota; Viridiplantae; Streptophyta; Magnoliopsida; Fagales; Betulaceae. The transcript has 10 exons. Gene Ontology annotation, cellular component: cytosol; nucleus. The record is from RefSeq and is a predicted model, not a curated record.